AUGGCAACGGUGCCAGUCAGCGAAGUGAAGAGCGCACACGAUCGCUCUGCGCGUACCGCGGCGCAUUCACAUAUCAAGGGCCUCGGGCUGUCGGGUGAUGGACGCGCGAUCCCCUCUGCCCAUGGCUUUGUUGGCCAAGCUGCCGCUCGAGAGGCAUGCGGUCUGGUUGUCGAUCUUGUAAAGGCGAAGAAGAUGUCGGGGCGAGCCGUGCUGCUUGCUGGUGGACCAGGCACGGGAAAGACUGCGCUCGCGUUGGCCGUCAGCCAGGAGCUGGGGACCAAGGUGCCGUUUUGCCCGAUUGUAGGAAGUGAAAUCUACAGCGCCGAGGUCAAGAAGACGGAGGCGCUCAUGGAGAACUUCAGGAGAGCCAUUGGCCUCCGCGUCAAGGAAACCAAAGAAGUCUACGAAGGCGAAGUAACCGAGCUCACGCCCGAAGAAGCGGAGAACCCCCUCGGCGGCUAUGGUCGCACCAUCUCCCACCUCCUCAUCAACCUCAAGUCCGCAAAGGGCACCAAGAAAUUGCGCCUCGACCCCUCCAUAUACGAAGCGAUACAGAAAGAGCGCGUCCGUCUCGGCGACGUCAUCUACAUCGAAGCCAACACGGGCGCCGUCAAGCGCGUCGGCCGCUCGGAUGCCUAUGCCACCGAAUUCGAUCUCGAGGCGGAAGAGUACGUGCCCAUACCAAAGGGCGAUGUGCACAAGAAGAAGGAGAUUGUACAGGAUGUCACGCUGCAUGACCUCGAUGUGGCCAAUGCAAGACCACAGGGUGGACAGGAUAUCAUGAGUAUGAUGGGUCAAUUGAUGAAGCCCAAGAAGACGGAGAUUACGGAGAAGUUGAGGCUGGAAAUCAACAAAGUGGUCAACCGCUAUAUUGAUCAGGGUGUUGCCGACUUGGUACCCGGUGUGCUAUUCAUCGACGAGGUCCACAUGCUCGACCUCGAAUCCUUCACCUUCCUCAACCGCGCCCUCGAAUCCCCCCUCUCCCCACUCGUCAUCCUCGCCUCCAACCGCGGCUCAACCCACAUCCGCGGCGGCGCCUCGCUGCCCCCCUCCGCCCACGGCAUCCCCUCGGACCUCCUCGCCCGCCUCCUCAUCAUCCCCACGCACCCCUACACCGGCCCCGAAAUCAAGCAAAUCAUCAGCACCCGCGUCACGACGGAGAAGCUGGCGAUUUCGGCGCCUGCAAAGGACAAGGUGAGCGCGCUGGGCGAGAAGGUCAGCCUAAGGUAUGCAUUGCAGUUGCUGGCGCCGGCGAGCGUGCUGGCCAAGGUGAAUGGCAGGGAGGGUGGCGAGAUUGGGGAGAAGGAGGUUGAGGAGUGUGAGGAGCUGUUUUUGGAUGCGGGGAGGAGUGCUAGGCAUUUGGGGGUUGCCGAGGGCUAUAUUGCUUAG
Messenger RNA from Plenodomus lingam JN3, 1389 nucleotides. The record is from RefSeq and is a predicted model, not a curated record. NCBI's taxonomy places the organism in Eukaryota, Fungi, Ascomycota, Dothideomycetes, Pleosporales, Leptosphaeriaceae.